ACCGACAAACACUUCAUAUGUUUUGGCACCCCGUUUAUCCCUUCUCACCCCUCCUUACUCUCUCACACACUCUAACCAACCCCUCUCUCUCUCUCUCUCUCUCUGUGUGUGUGUGUGUGUGUGUGUGUGUAUGUGUGUGUGUGUAUAUGUGUGUGUGUGUGUGUACACCCCCCUCCUCUCACAACCGCCUGUGCGCCGUUUUUAAGGUCCUUUAGUCAGUCAUGUGAUUGUAACGUAACCCGACCGGAAAACACCGACAACCAUCGCCGCCAAUGCAGCGUCUGAGAGGAACAGAGCAGCUGCGCCGCGACCAACGGACCCCGGUAACAAACACACACCAUCGCCCGACUCCACGCGCUCACACGGAGGCAAGGUGGAAGUAUGGAGCUGGCCAACCACGGUCUUAUCCUCCUGCAGCAGCUCAACGCGCAGAGGGAGUUUGGCUUCCUGUGUGACUGCACGGUCGCCAUCGGCGACGUCUUCUUCAAAGCACACAAGGCCGUGUUGGCCGCCUUCUCCAACUACUUCAGGAUGUUAUUUAUUCACCAGGACAGCGACUGCGUCCGCUUAAAGCCUGCAGACAUUCAGCCAGAUAUCUUCAGCUACCUCCUCAACCUGAUGUACACUGGCAAACUGGCCCCGCAGCUGAUCGACCCAGCCCGGCUAGAGCAGGGUGUGAAGUUCCUGCACGCUUACCCCCUCAUCCAGGAGGCUAGCCUCAACAGCCAGUCUGCCUUCACUCAUCCCGAGGCCAGCAUCCGGCUCAACACCUCUCUCUACGGCAUUCAGAUAUCAGGCCAACAAGGGACGCAGUCCAGCCGUCUGUCCACCAGAAGGCAGCAAUCACCCGUCGACUCGGAUAGCGCGGGUGCGCUAAAUGGGAAAGGUUCCAGCGCAAACGCGCCACUAUCAUCCGGGUCCAGACUGCAGCCAGAUGUGGAGGUCGAGGCAUCGGCGAUGAGCAGUAGUCAGUUUGGGAGAGAAGGCUCUGAGGCAGACGCGUCGUCCGGUGAAAGCGUGUCCGCUUUGACAAGCGGGAACCCCAACACCAUCCUGCAUGUGAAGCCCAGCAUCAUGAAGCGAAGCUCCUCGUUCCGGAAGCACUACACCUGCCACAUCUGCAGCAGUCGCUUCAACCAGCGAGCGGGUCUGAGGGAACAUCUGCUCUGGCACGCACAGGCUAUGGCACCUCUAAUGAUGGAGACCGGAGGUGCGACUUCCCCCAUACUUCCUGGAGGAGCUGCAACUCCCGAGGUGGAAGAAGGUCUGACUGGCGUCGGAGCAGCCACUCCCAUCAUGGUGGACGUCGAUGUCGAGCAGCCUCUGUCUGGACUGAAAGUUUCUCCACGUGCCGAGAUGGCCAUCUCGGUUCCUUCCAUGGUGGCAACGUCGUCCAUGGCUCAGCCUCAAGCUGACACGCCUCCUCCGUCCGACAUCGCAGACAUCGACAAUCUCGAAGGCGCCGCCGACAUCGAGCGAGAGGUGAAGAGACGGAAGUACGAGUGCCCCACGUGCGGACGCAAGUUCAUCCAGAAGAGCCACUGGCGCGAACACAUGUACAUCCACACAGGAAAGCCGUACCGCUGCAGUGCCUGUGGGAAGAGCUUCUGCCGAGCCAAUCAGGCUGCGCGACACGUCUGUAUGAGCCAGGGGGCGGAGUCAGCUUACACCAUGGUAGACCGGCAGAGCAUGGAGCUGUGCGCGGCGGACGACUCCAGCCAGAUGGAGGCUUUGUUCUUGGGCUCCUCAGGAAGGCCGUACAAGUGUAACGUAUGUGAAAUGACCUUCACCAACCCCAACGAAGUCAUCAAGCACAUGUGCUUUACCCAGGGCGCGGCCUCGGAGGUGAGCGUGUCAGGAACAGCGGGGAGCGAAGUGAACACUGACAAAGCGGCCAAAGACGAGGGUUUUGAUGUGUCUAGUGGUGGAUCUUUAGUGAUGGCCAUUAAAACAGAGGAGGUUCUGGCUGAUUAACAAAACAUCCAUCUUAUAGAGACGUAUUAGGUUGUUUUUUUUUGAUGGUUUGUUUCUUAUCAGCACCACAGUUUGUGUGCAGAGUUUAUUCUGAUGUACCGCUAUCUGUGUGUAUCAGGAAAUGACUUGUGCGUGUUGUAGGACAACUUUUUUUUUCUCUCUCUCUCCAAUGAAGCAAGAUAGGUUUAUUACACCGUGAAGCCCCCCUCCAUUUGCUCGGUGUGUAAUUCAGGUCACUCAGAUGUUGCACGUUGUGGUUUAAGCCUUUCCCCUUUGUAACCGUCAACAGGAAGAGGAAGUAGUGAAUCGCAAUAACCCCACCUAUGGUGCGAAUGCUCUCCUCACCGCUUUCUCCUCACUGAGACUCACAUCCUCGUGCGAUCUGAAAACAGCGUUUCAAAAACAUUUCAUGACAUUUAAAGCAAUAACCAGCAGCAUGUAACCAUCACUAUAUUCCACUUUAAUUGUUCCCAUCAGCCAAAGAGUGUUACAGCAGGUUUUUUUCUUCUUUCCUGAUUAACUGAUUAAUCCUGAUUUAUUUAUUUAUUUUUAUUUUUUAUUUUAUUAUUUUUUUUUUUGGGUUUUUUUUCCACCUCCAUCUCUUACCUCAGCUUGUUAAUCUAUUAUAAUAAAGUCCAGUGGUUACAAUCCCAAGCUCACGCUAGAGCAGAUAUCUGAAUUAAAGUUCAUUAAAAAAAUCUUUUUUAAUUAGAAACAAUUAUUUUUUGCCAACACAGUUAAACAUUUAUUUUUUUAUUAAUUUUUUUAACGUUUUUUUUUUUUUUUUAUCGAUCUGGAAGCAUUAUCGUGAAAUGUUUACAGAUGUGCCAUUAUUUUUUCUUUAUUUUUAUUUUUAUUUAUUUAUCUCUUGAGCUGUUACACAAAGGCAGUCUGGGUGUGAACCUACUCGUGUAUCAAUAUCUAAAACUGAAGAGAGAUCUUUAUUGUAGGAAAGGUUUUUUAAAAGCCCUUAUUUUAAAAAAAUUUUUUUUUUUAAAUUUUAUACACAGUACUAUAUUUACAAAGAAUAUUUUAUAUAUUAAAAAUGUUGUAUAUUGCAUAAAAGUGCAUUGAGCGUAGAAUAUAAUCAAUUUUUAGCGUAGCAUGGUGGAGCGUACAGUACGUACGUUAGUUUUCGUCUGCAUACAUUUUUAAUUUUUUUUAUCUUCAUUAUCUGCUGUUGCUUAUCGUUCGCUCCUUGUUCGGCCGUCCAAGCACUGAAAGUUAAGGACCUGACUACUAUUGACGAAAUGUAGGGUUACAGACAGGCGUUUGACAUCCGUAAUAUUAUUAAUGUUUUUGUUUUAUAUUCACAGCUAGACAAAUGUACCGAAAAAAGACGUGAACGGUGUGGAAAAAAAAAAAUAAGGACGUUAUUAUUGUUAUUUUUUUAUUUUAGAACUUGAUUCAGGAACAAGAAAAUGGGACCGAUGUUUUUUUGUUUUAAAAAAAAAGUAUUAUUUCCUCUACAGAGCCGUGUUUUUUUUGUUGUUGUUUUUGUUGUUGUUUUUUUGUUUUUUUUCCUUUUUUUUCUAAGAUGAUUUUGUGAAUUGAAUUACUACUGAUUGGUUGAAGUCUGGGGUUUGAUGUCUUGCUCCUCUUCACUUCCUUUUUGUCGACCCCUGGUGGUCGCACAUGUACAGACAUGACAAAUGAUAUGCCAUGCUUUUUUUUUUUUUGGUGUCUUGUUUUUUGUUUUUUAUACUGUUGCUAUGUCAUCAUAUACAUCUUGCUCUUGUGUUUUUUUUUGUUCCGAGUUUAUUUUCGAGGCAGUUACAGGGAGGGGGUUGAAGGAUCUCCUCCCCCCCAAAAAUGCACAAACUCCAAAGCGAAGGCAAACCUAUACAGUAUACUGUGAUCUGCAGCACCUCAGGAAAUGAACAACUGCCUCAGAAUAAACGUGAUUUGUGAUUGUCUGUAAUGAACAAUAAACUUUUUUUUUUCUUUUU
Messenger RNA from Tachysurus fulvidraco (yellow catfish), 3923 nucleotides. It is a transcript of the gene zbtb2b, whose product is annotated as zinc finger and BTB domain containing 2b. Gene Ontology annotation, cellular component: nucleus. Gene Ontology annotation, biological process: regulation of transcription by RNA polymerase II. Gene Ontology annotation, molecular function: DNA-binding transcription factor activity, RNA polymerase II-specific; RNA polymerase II cis-regulatory region sequence-specific DNA binding; protein binding. NCBI's taxonomy places the organism in Eukaryota, Metazoa, Chordata, Actinopteri, Siluriformes, Bagridae. The coding region runs from base 382 to 1974 and encodes 530 amino acids. The transcript is spliced from 3 exons. The record is from RefSeq and is a predicted model, not a curated record.